This is a messenger RNA of Synchytrium microbalum, 2892 nucleotides long. RefSeq lists its product as uncharacterized. The transcript has 4 exons. The record is from RefSeq and is a predicted model, not a curated record. NCBI's taxonomy places the organism in Eukaryota, Fungi, Chytridiomycota, Chytridiomycetes, Synchytriales, Synchytriaceae. The coding region runs from base 1 to 2892 and encodes 963 amino acids.
AUGAAGUUGGCCGGUUAUCCAGAUCGUUUCAAAUCAUUCGGAACAGGACGUGGCAAGUCAGCUAAUAAGUGGCCAUAUACUCGCAAGGACAAAUCAGUCCCCAAACCUGAACAGUUGGCAAAAGCUGGAUUCUACUUUACUCCGUCUGCUGAUGCUCCAGACUCGUGUACAUGUUAUUUGUGUCAAGCGUCAGUAAAUGGGUGGACGGCUCACAAAGACCCUUGGGAAUGCCAUAAUGAUACCUGUGCAUGGAAGCUAUUACAUGUCAAUGCUGACGGGAUUGGUCAGAAUGAUGUUUCGUCAGUGGAACAUGCACCAGAUUCAGAUGUUAUGAAUCAAGCACGAUUAGAUACAUUUGGUAAAGACUGGUGGCCACAUUAUAAAGACAAGAAAUGGAAUCCUAAACCAGAUGCGUUGGCUCGCGCAGGCUGGGUUUAUAAACCGUAUGAAGACGCUGACGAUGCUACUGAAUGUCUUUAUUGCGAGAUAAGUCUCGAUGGCUGGGAAUUGAAUGAUGAUCCAGUACAUGAACAUAAGAAAAGAAGACCAGACUGUAUCAUUUUCAAUCCACCAGAACCAGUAGUAGUGAAGAGACCAUCUAAACCCCAUCCACCGGCCAGAUUAAAAGCAGUUAAGGCUGUCAACGCUGGAGUAGAAGAUGAUUUGGGAGAUGAUGUAAUUCUGGUACACUCCGAGGCCAAAGCCCAGAAAUCUAUCAAUAAUGAAGAACCAACACCAAUAGAGGUGAAGCCCGAGAGUCGAGAAGCAUCACCAGUCUCUGCCGGACCAACAAGGAGACGAGGUCGUCAACCUCCUGCUCCAAAAGACAAGGUUGAUGAAAAGGCAGAGAAGUCUGCUGCCCGUGGUCGUAAACGGAAGGCCAAAGCAGAUACUGUCGUAGAAGAUGAGCUGCCGUCAUCCAAGCGGUCAAGCCCGGUUCGAGAGCAUGAUACUGCAGAACAGAAGGUCGAACGAACUGUAGAGCAGGUUGUAGUGAUUGAGGGCCUAGGAGAAGACGGAGAUCAUGCUGUUGUAGCUGAGAAAGCAGAAUCUAGUCAAAACGAAACGGAACUGGUAGUAUCUCAACAGAUCGAACCUGAACCAAUUCAACAGCAACAAGAACAACAAAAGGCAGCUAGCAGUAGUAGUAAAGCAGAUGUGCCAACAGAUAUGCUGUUGGCUAAUUGGCAAGAAAUCAUGAAGGCUCCAACAAAUAAAAAUAAACACAGAUUGCAACCUAUACUACCACCACAACAGUCUACAUCAUCAAACGUGACGAAUGUCAAACAGCCAACAAAAAAACGAAAACUUGCCACCAAAGAUCGACCAAAGUAUCGUGGUGACAGUGGAGACAGUUCUUCGUCGCAAGUCGCUGUAGAAACAAUAGAAGUCAAAGAGACGAAAAAGCAAGCCGCCAAAGAGCUUGAUCCUGUCAAGGAGGGAUUGUCUCUCAAACACAUACUACCUCGUACAAAGGCCGUAACUAUAAAAGAACCGUCACCAUUACAAAAGGCAAUCUCACCAGAACCUGAUACACAUAUGGAUGUAGACACUGCUAGGGAUGCAUCUCCAGAAGUAGAAGAGGACGAAUCAUUGAAAGCACCUGAACAUACAGGCAAUACUCCGAUACCCAAGAAACGUAAAAAACUAGCUACCAAGGCUCGACCAAAGUAUCAUGGUGAUGGAAGUAAUGCCCCUGCUGCUGUACCUCCCCUUUCAACCCCAAUCGUUGUGGUUAAACAAGGUGGUAAAUCCGUCAUCAAAGUAGUAGCACCUCCCAAACAAAAGACAGAUUCUGAUAAUAGUAGUGCUAGACAACACUUAGAAUUGGGUGGACCGCCAUCACGUGGCAAGCAAUCUCUUUCGUUGGAAGACGAUUUCUUGGACGAGUCUAAUGCUUUGGUUACCGACUCGGCCGAGCCUACUGUAAAGGAUACUACCACAUCAUUAUCAUUGCCGCAAGCGGAUGAUGUUGAAGUGGUUGAAUCUACUGUAAAGGAGCUCGAUGUAACAGAAUCUGUUACAGAAGAAACCCAAUUGAACCAAGAGAUGGCUCUUGAAGAAGACAAAAAUGUAGAACAGGAGACAGAGAUAGAACCCAAAGUAAUAGGAGAUGAUAUUGAGCUGAUAGAUCAGAUGCAUCUGCCGAUACAGUUGGACGAGCCCCAACAAGAGCAACAACAGCAGCCUGAUCUACCAGCCAAUGAUGAAGACGAUGAGAUGCAAGAUCGUAUGCCUGAUAAAGACGUGCUCGAUGAAGAGGAGCCACCGCUACCAGAUAAAGAAGAGCAACGGCGCAAAACUAGUAACAUAAUAGUAGAGCUACAAGUAGAUGAUGGUAAUGGUGGUGGUGGUGGUGGUGGUGAUGAUGAUCAUACCAUGCUAUCAGAAGUAGAUGAUGGUGUUAGUGGUGGUGAUGAUGAUGCCAUACCACCACCAGAAAUAGAUGCUGAUGUUGGCGGUGGUGAUGAUACCUUACCAAUAUUUGAAGAAAAUCCAUCAACUCCUGAUGCCAUGGAAAUUGACAAUCCGCCAGCCCCUAUAAUUGAUGUCAAGCAAAAGAGCAACGAUUGCGAUCGCCGAAAAUCCGUAAUUCCAUUAUCUGAGAGCAGCAGUAGCAACACCACCACCAAUAAAAAGCUCUCCAUGCCUGAUGCCCCAAUAGCACCUACAAAGUCUAAAAGGACUUCUGCCUCAUCAUUAGCAACCGCUUCACGUCGAGUAGGUCUACCACGUCCACCUACAAUGGAAGAGGCCAAUAUGCCCUUGAAGGAUUAUUUGAUGAUGAUGGCUACAGAGCAAGCUGGUAUAUUUGAAGAACGUGCUUUGCAACGUGUAGAAGUGUUGAGGAAGGAGGCUGCGAGGUUGAGGGAGACUUUACAAUCUGGAUAA